ACCACAUUUUCACAGCCUGCUCUCCAGACUGACAGCAGCAAACGGAGAGCCAGCACAGGACAGCGAGGCAGAGGGAAUGACUGGAAACAAGGGAAGCAUCCACUGAGGCCAGAGACAAGAGGAAAAAAAGAGGACACUCACACAGGAUUUGCCUUUUAUUCCUUCCUUUUAGCUCAAUCACUGCACCCUUGGGAGCUAGAAAAAAAAGAGUCUUCUUGAAUUGAACUUGCUCUGCUGUAGGACCUGCACCCUGCUAUGGCAGCCCAGAUGGGACACGGGAACUCUAUCUCCCUCUUAUCUUGUUCUUCUUUUCAUCGGACUACUGUAUUCUGGGCUUUUCCUGACUCUUUUAAACCAGGUCUGGGGUUUAACCUGGAUACUACUCACACACUGCAUAAGUUUGGAGAUGGCACCUUUUUUGGUUUUUCUCUAGCACUUCAUCAGCAGCUUACACCAAAGCCUCAAAGCUGGGUCCUGGUGGGGGCGCCGCAGGCUGCAGGGCAGGGCUUGAUGCGGGGAAGUCGACCAGGGGCGUUGUUCAGGUGUCCAAUCACACCUGAGGAGUAUGACUGCGAAAGAGUGGAUAUUGAUGGAGAAGUGAGACUGGAUAGAGAGAGCAAAGACAACCAGUGGCUGGGAGUUACUGUCAAGAGUCAAGGGAUCGGAGGGAAGGUGGUGACUUGUGCUCACCUAUAUGAGUUGAGGCAACGUGUGAACCAAGCCUCAGAGACAAGGGACCCCAUUGGACGCUGCUACGUCCUGAGCGAGGACCUGACAGAGCGAGACGACCUCGAUGGAGGGGAGUGGAAAUUUUGUGAGGGGAGACCACAGGGACAUGAACAGUUUGGCUUCUGUCAGCAGGGCCUGUCUGUCAGCUUCACCCCAGACAACAACUUCAUACUGUUUGGGGCUCCAGGAACAUACAACUGGAAAGGUGAGAUGCGUGUCCAGCUCCUAAACCAGACUCUGCUUGACCUUGGUUUCUAUGACGACGGACCAUAUGAGGUGGCAGAUCAGAAACAGCUUAAUGCCCAGCUCAUCCCUGUGCCCUACCACAGUUACCUGGGUUUCUCUGUGGACUCGGCGAUGGGCAUAGUGAGCCUUGGGGAGCUGACCUUUGUGGCAGGUGCACCACGGGCCAAUCAUACAGGAGCGGUUGUGCUGCUACGGAAGGACAACGUGUAUCGACUGGUGCCGCAACAUAUUUUCUGGGGGGAGGAACUGGCAUCUUCAUUUGGGUACUCAGUAGCCACCACAGACCUCAACAAGGACGGCUGGACCGACCUCAUUGUGGGAGCUCCUAAUUUCUUUGAUCGUAAGGCUGAGAUUGGAGGCGCCGUUUAUGUUUACCUGAACCCAUUCGGUCACUGGGAUGAUCAAGCUCGGCCAAUCCGCCUCAACGGGACCUACGACUCCAUGUUUGGGAUGACAGUCAGUAACAUAGGCGAUGUGGACCAGGAUGGAUAUGGAGAUAUUGCUGUCGGAGCUCCAUUUGAUGGAGAUGGCAAGGUUUUCAUCUAUAGAGGCUCAGACGCUGGAAUUGAAACUAAACCUGCUCAGGUAUUGGACGGUCGUGAUUUUGAUGUGAAACGUUUUGGAUACUCCAUCUCCGGUGGUUUGGAUAUAGACAGUAAUCAAUACCCAGAUGUAGCAGUGGGAUCCCUCAAUGAUUCAGUCGUUCUCUUCAGGUCUCGACCAGUCAUUCAUGUGGGCAGAAAAAUAUCCAUCGACCCUCAGAAUAUUGAUCUGGGGCAACAUAACUGUAAAGGCAGAGAUGGAGUUUGUGUGGAGGUCCAGGCCUGUUUCAGCUUCACAGCCCACCCAGAACACUACUCACCCCACAUCACCCUGGUGGUUCACUUUGAAGCUGAUACAGAGCGCAGAAAGUUGGGCCUUCCGCACCGUGUUAACUUCCUGGGCCGAAGUUCCCUUGAGCCAGAGUAUACCCAGACAGAAGAAGUGGAGCUGCAUCGCCAGAAUCAUCCUGUGUGCACUUCUGCUGUCUUCCAACUCCAUGAGGGCCUUCGUGACAAACUGCGGCCCAUCUCCCUGGCCAUAACCCACACUAUCAAGCCUGUGCCACCACGCAGACACUCAGGUGCCAAGAAGCUGGAAAAGCUGGCGCCAAUACUGAGUGUUACCCCGUCUAAUACGCUGCACUCUGAGGUGAACUUCCUACGGGAAGGAUGUGGCAGUGACAAAAUCUGCCAGAGCAACCUGAAGCUGAGCUACCAGUUUGGAACACGACCCGUGAACUCUGACCUUUUCACCCCUUUGCCAAAAGAUGAAGAUGGUGUGCAGGUGUUUUCUUUGUCAGACCAGCGGGUGGUGGUUCUGGAAAUCACUGUCACCAACAUGCCCUCUGACCCCCUGUACCCUGAGGAGGAUGGAGAUGAUGCCCAUGCCGCUCAGCUGCUCAUAACUCUUCCAAACACGUUGUCGUACGCUGGCUUAAGGAUCCCACCUCAGAUGAGAUGUCAAGCAAACCAGAAUGGCUCUCAAGUUGAGUGUGACCUGGGAAAUCCUCUGAAAAGAAACGCUAAGCUGAAAUUCUCUAUCAACCUGAGCACGUCUAACAUAACAAUAGAGACCACUGAGUUGACUGCAGAUCUGUUACUGUCGACUAUCAGUGAGCAGUCUGACUUGGACCCAGUCACUGCCUUUGCUAAAGUUGUGAUAGAGCUCCCUCUGUCUGUCAGCGGGCUGGCCCGUCCUCAUCAGCUGUUCUUCAGUGGAACCGUGAGGGGUGAGAGUGCCAUGACCAGUCUGGAGGACAUCGGCAGCCCUGUGGACUUUGAAUUUGUGGUCUCCAAUCGAGGACAAGCUGUGCAGACGCUGGGUUCUGCCUUCCUCAACAUCAUGUGGCCUUAUGAGUUGUCCAAUGGGAAAUGGCUCCUGUAUCCUGCCAGCUUGAAGUUUGAGGGUCAUCCAGACACCCAGUGCACUCCCACAGGGGCCUUAAACCCCCUGAAACUACAAAGCUCCUCACCAGCACAUCAUGUGACAGGGAGGACGCGUCGCUCACAUCCAGAGGAGGAAGGUCAAGUGAUGACCAAAGGCAGCGUGGGACGAACCACCCCAGCUGUGGCUGCCUCAGAGAGACGCAAGUCCCUCAAACUGGACUGCCUCCUGGGCUCGGCCCGUUGUGUUCUGUUCCAGUGUCCCCUCCACAGCUUCUCUGGUCAGGCUGUCCUGAAAAUCAACGCCAGACUGUGGAACAGCAGCUUCAUUGAGGAGUUUGCAGCAGUUAGUGCUUUGGAGCUGCUGGUCAGAGCCAACAUCACUGUGAAGUCCAGCAUCAAGCAUCUACUCCUGAAGGAUGCUGCUGCCCAGGUUCCAGUCAUGAUCUAUCCUGAACCUGGUCUUGCUGAUCAGUACUGGAUCCCCUGGUGGAUCAUCCUCAUAGCCAUCCUGGCAGGCAUCCUGCUGCUGACUCUACUUGUUUGCCUAUUGUGGAAGUGUGGCUUCUUCCGUCGGGCCCACUACAAAGACAAAUUGCCUCAGUACCACGCGGUGAAGAUUCCUCGUGAGGACCGGCCACAGUUCCAGACUGAGAAGUCGGGGGUUGUCCAUAAAAAGGAAUGGGCCACACACUGGAGCGACGGGACCUUGUAACUCGCUUGAAGCUCAGACUGACUCAGUUCAUUUGAAAUCACCACGUGUGGUUCGCAUCCUGUCUUCGCAUUGGAACUAACUGACUAAAAAAAAAGUGCACAUGGACUGAGACCAUGAAAUCGUGUGCAUGUUGUACUGUGUCAGUACUUAUUAGUGGCCUGUUACACUGACUGGAUCUAUAUUCUCUUCUAUCCCCAUCCUGGCUGGCCUUGGAUAGCCUAUUUAUAAGGUGCAUCUAUAGUGGUGUUUUACAGUAAAUACUGAAGGUCCAUAACUACAGCAGAGCCAGUCUACCUGCUCAAUAAGUUCUAAAACCUGCAGAAGGAGUACUGACGUGGACUUCAGUGUCUGUCGGAGAACAGUUACCACACACUGACAUGCAUGAAUGCACAAUGAUACAGUAUAAUAAUAGAUGCAACCAGACACACAACGUUAUUGAUGAAGAAGCCACUGCCUGUGACAGAUUACUUUUUGCCUUAACUACUGCAAGACUGACGACUGAUAUGGGCAAGGAAAAAAAUGAGUUUUUUAUAUAUUAAUGGUGUUUGGGGGAUUUUCUUUUAGUUAGCACUGGUGGGGAAAUGUCAGUAUGUAUGAUAACAGUAAAAUAAGAUGUUAUGGAUUAAAACACUGAAUGUGUUGAUUUCUGGGCUUGCUGAUUUCUUGGAGCUGGAAAGAAAACCUUUAAAUAAGUUCACAUAAUGGUUUUAUAUAUCCUUUCUUAAAAAAAAGCCUUUUGAAAGAAGAGCUUUUUUCUGUGGAUAUAUCUUUUCUGUUAAACAUGCCAGUCAAACACACUGUAUAUUGACAGUUGAUGUCCUGAGUGAACUUGAAUUAGAACAAGAAACCACAGUACAGCCACAGCAAUACUGUCACAUGAAAACCAAAUAUUUCACAAAACUAAAGCAUUUAUCAAAGUGAGUAGUUUGCAAUGUGAGCAAAGAAACAGUGCAUUUAAAUAUUAUGUGACCACAAAGUGUCAACAUCUAACUGAGCUGCUCUUCUGAGUUGAAACACCACAAACAGGUUUUUUUUUUUUUUGUUUACGGAGAUAUAUUGUAAAAAAUAUUUUGCAUAAUGAUGUUUUUAUUCAGUAAGAUUGUAUUAACCUGCUUGCUGCACUGUUCCUAAUGUACUCAAAGCAGUCAGUGCUGAAUUAUUUUCAGCUGUGGUGUUUCUAAUAGUCCACAAGUGCCUUAUAAUAAAAGUGGUAAACUGAGCCACUGAUUAUGAACAAAAGGCAUCUUGCAAAUGAGAUCACACUGUUCUGAAGCAUUCUUUGGAAACCUGUGGAAAAAUACUCAUCCUUCCAUCUUUCGCCAACGUGUUGAGAGGACUGAAGCGUUCUUGAGAAGCAGAAAAUGUAAAGAACAAGCCGGACUUUUAGAUUUGGGUCAAUGAAGUGGCUGUAAAGCAUGAAAAGUCAGCUUGUUUUCUUUUUAGAUAUUGCUGGACAAUCUUGUAUUAGUUGCAUGAGGCUCCCAUUACUGUUCUGAUGUCCCCCACUUUUUCUGUUGUCAUUCGGUGUUUUUAUUUAUUUUAUUUUGUUUGGCUGCACUGUUAAAACAUUGUAAAUAAAAGGUGACAAAAUGUG
Messenger RNA from Sphaeramia orbicularis (orbiculate cardinalfish), 5209 nucleotides. It is a transcript of the gene itga7, whose product is annotated as integrin, alpha 7. Gene Ontology annotation, biological process: integrin-mediated signaling pathway; cell adhesion mediated by integrin; cell-matrix adhesion. The record is from RefSeq and is a predicted model, not a curated record. Lineage: Eukaryota; Metazoa; Chordata; Actinopteri; Kurtiformes; Apogonidae. Gene Ontology annotation, molecular function: integrin binding. Gene Ontology annotation, cellular component: integrin complex; external side of plasma membrane.